Molecule: messenger RNA, 6734 nt
Organism: Epinephelus moara (kelp grouper)
Lineage: Eukaryota; Metazoa; Chordata; Actinopteri; Perciformes; Serranidae
Gene: dnmt3ab
Product: DNA (cytosine-5-)-methyltransferase 3 alpha b
Exons: 23
Coding region: 364-3369 (1001 amino acids)
Biological process (GO): negative regulation of DNA-templated transcription
Cellular component (GO): cytoplasm; nucleus
Molecular function (GO): methyltransferase activity
Source: RefSeq, a predicted model, not a curated record
AUGAGUCUCGGACCACCUUCACCCCCUCCUAUGCCCCUGUGCUGGCUGUGGAGAGCCGGCAGUCUUUAGGACCCAGUGGCAGCCAGCAGACAGUCUGCAGGCCCCUGCAGUGAGAGCGGUGCAUCUGGAAGAGAGCUGGCCGGCCGGGGAGGUGGAGGACGGGGAGAGAAGAGGAAGGAGGCUCCGGGAGCAAGCGAGACAAAAAGGGUCAGGCCUGGGACUUGGGAAAAUCGGGAGAGCGGAGAGAAGAGGGAUCAUCUCGUAUUUCUUUUUUUUUUUGUAUUCCUUUUGAGUUUAUUUUCACCUCAUCCACAUCGCCCCAUUAUCACACAUCGCCCAUAAGCCCCCCUAAGACUCUCGACGAUGCCGUCCAACACUGUCACCAACACCAACACCACUGCAUUCAAAGGCUCAGACUACGCUGAUUCACCUGGAAGCAGAAUGGGUGAAAGCACAAUACUGGACAUGGACCUGAUGACGGAGGAGAAGCCGGCUAAAAGUAGUGCCUCUUGUAAAGUUGGCAAGCCUGGAAGAAAGCGCAAGCAGUUUCCAGUCGAGAGCUGUGGCUCUCUCAAAGGCAGCGUGGGCAACAGCUACACUGGGCUGAGUAGGCCGUCCAUGGCACAGGUCCACAAUGGAGACAUGGGCGGGCACAGAGACAGGACAUCCGAUACCUGCUUCCCCAAACAGGAGAAGAGGGAAGUGGAGAACGGGUUCCCCAGAGACCCUUCCUCUUGCCGGGCAGAGGACAGCUCCCAGGGUCAGAGUCUGAGUCCGUCCCCGGAGAACGGAUUCCUGCCCAGCCGGGAAGACCAGAACGCGGAGAAAGACAAGGACGACAGCCUGACACCACCGCGAAAGAAAAGAGGGAGGCGGAAACUGGAGCGCCCAACGAAAUAUGUGGAGCACAAGGAGGAGGACGGGCCUGAUGCUGUCAAGACCGAGGGAGGUCGAGGCAGAAGGGGAGUUGGUUGGGAGAUCAGCCUUCGUCAGAGGCCCAUGCCCAGAAUAACCUUCCAGGCUGGUGACCCUUAUUACAUUAGCAAGCGGACCAGAGAGGAGUGGCUGGCCAAGUGGAAGAUGGAGGCAGAGAAAAAGUCCAAACUGAUGUCAGCGAUGAACGCGAUGAAAGAUCAUGAGGAGAAUGAAAUAGAGACCCAGAAAGAGGAGGUCUCAAUAAUCAAGCACCCAUCGCCUUCAAAGCAGCAGCAGCAGCAGCAGCUGCUGCUGCCACCACUGCAGCAGCCUCAGUUGCACACUCAGUCACAGCCUCAGUAUCAACAGCAAUCACAGCCAUCGCUGCCACAACAACAACAACUGCAACAACAACAACAACAUCAGCAGCCGCCUCAGCAGCAGCAGCAGCCUACUGACCCCGCAUCCCCCACUGUGGCCACCACCCCUGAGCCGGUCGCCAUCGAAGGUGGAGACAAGACAUCCCCCAAGCUUGCAGACAAUGAGCCAGAGUAUGAGGACGGCCGUGGUUUUGGCAUCGGCGAGCUGGUUUGGGGGAAGCUUCGCGGGUUCUCGUGGUGGCCAGGCCGCAUUGUAUCCUGGUGGAUGACAGGACGGAGCAGAGCUGCUGAGGGAACCAGAUGGGUCAUGUGGUUUGGAGAUGGAAAAUUCUCAGUGGUUUGUGUAGAGAAACUCAUGCCUUUAAGUUCCUUUAAUAAUGCCUUUCACCAACCAACUUACAACAAGCAGCCCAUGUACAAGAAAGCCAUCUACGAAGUGCUACAGGUGGCUGGCAGUCGGGCAGGCAAAGCCUUCAUGGCCUGCCCCGACAGUGACGAGACAGAAACCUCAAAAUCAGUAGAAAUGUUGAACAAGCAGAUGAUUGACUGGGCUAUGACAGGAUUUCUGCCCACUGGACCCAAGGCUUUAGAGCCACCAGAGGAGGAGCGUAACCCAUACAAAGAGGUUUACCCUGAGAUGUGGGUGGAGCCUGAAGCAGCAGCCUAUACGCCUCCUCCAGCCAAAAAGCCUCGCAAAAGCACAGCAGAGAAACCCAAGGUCAAGGACAUCAUUGAUGAGAGGACACGAGAACGGCUUGUUCAUGAAGUGAGACAAAAGUGCCGCAGCAUAGAGGACAUCUGUAUCUCCUGUGGAAGUCUGAAUGUUACCCUUGAGCACCCGCUGUUUGCUGGGGGAAUGUGCCAGAGCUGUAAGAACUGCUUCCUAGAAUGUGCGUAUCAAUAUGAUGACGAUGGUUACCAGUCAUACUGCACUAUCUGCUGUGGAGGACGAGAGGUGCUCAUGUGCGGAAACAACAACUGCUGUCGGUGUUUCUGUGUGGAGUGUGUCGAUCUCCUCGUUGGUCAAGGAGCUGCACACGCAGCCAUCAAAGAGGACCCCUGGAACUGCUACAUGUGUAGUCAGAAGGGUGUGUUUGGUCUACUGGGGCGUCGCACUGACUGGCCCAGCCGUCUCCAGCACUUCUUUGCAAAUAAUCAUGACCAAGAUUUUGAUCCACCAAAGCUUUACCCCCCAGUCAUGGUGGAGAAGAGGAAGCCCAUUCGUGUCUUGUCGCUAUUUGACGGCAUAGCAACAGGGCUGUUGGUGCUAAAAGAACUUGGCAUCCAAGUGGAUCGCUAUGUAGCUUCUGAAGUGUGUGAAGACUCCAUCACUGUGGGUAUCGUCCGGCAUCAGGGUCGCAUCAUGUAUGUUGGCGAUGUGAGGAACGUCACACGCAAGCAUAUACAGGAGUGGGGUCCCUUUGACCUAGUUAUUGGUGGAAGCCCAUGCAAUGACCUUUCUAUAGUCAAUCCUGCUAGGAAAGGUCUUUAUGAGGGCACCGGACGCCUGUUCUUCGAGUUUUACAGGCUGCUCCACGAGGCUCGGCCAAAGGAGGGGGAGAGCCGGCCUUUCUUCUGGCUCUUUGAAAAUGUGGUUGCCAUGGGUGUCAGCGAUAAGAGGGACAUAUCUCGCUUUCUAGAGUGCAACCCAGUGAUGAUCGAUGCCAAGGAAGUGUCUGCUGCCCACCGCGCCCGCUACUUCUGGGGUAACCUUCCUGGCAUGAACAGGUUGGUGUUUGAAUGGCCUUUGAGUGCUAUGUGCAAUGACAGAGUGGACCUCCAGGACUGUUUAGAACACGGCAGAACAGCUAAGUUUGGGAAGGUGAGGACCAUCACCACCAGGUCUAAUUCCAUCAAGCAGGGCAAGGACCAGCACUUCCCUGUCUACAUGAACGAGAAGGAGGACAUACUGUGGUGCACUGAGAUGGAGAGGGUCUUUGGCUUCCCAGUCCACUAUACGGACGUGUCCAACAUGAGCCGACUGGCAAGGCAAAGGCUCCUGGGCAGAUCAUGGAGCGUCCCGGUUAUCCGCCACCUGUUUGCACCACUUAAAGAUUACUUUGCCUGUGUUUGAGCAGCAAGAAAACUUGCUCGGAACCAUUUAGGAACUACAACUGUAUGUUGUGACUAGAAAUAAGAGCCUUGAUCCUCAAAUUAUACUCCUGUAUAAUUUGCAAGCGCAACAUUGACGUAGAUUUCACAUUAUUUCUUGUAUUUGAAUUGUAAUUCUUAUUCUAUUUAAUUUUGAUAUGUCAUUUUACCUUUUAGCAGUGUUAUCAAGUAUUGUUGAUUUGUUUGUGCAAGCUAUACUUGAGACUAUGCUUUCUUCUCAAGACACUGAGACAGAAAAGUGCUAAACGUGUUUUUAAAAAGAGACAGCAAUGCGAUGGGAAAGACCCGAGAGAUAGGAAAUGAGAUAUGUGAAAUGUUUCUGCUGUGUGAGCGUACUGUGCGUCGGGGCUGCGAGAUUCCCACCUGCAGUGCGGCCAUGCUUCCAGCUACUGAGCCUCACAGAGAUGUGACGUGAAAGGCGAUUUUCUUCAGUGUCAGGAGAGCUGUGUCUCUAAGAAUCCAAAACACCAGAUCACAUAUACCUCUUUGUUUACAGUUUAUAUACACAACUGAAGGUAAUAAAGGUACUACUGUAAUAUGGUUACAAUACCAUGGUGCUCCAAGAUGAUGAAAAACAUCAUAGCCCAUGUGGCACUACAACUCUAGACAAUACGGAACUCUUUAACCUGUUGCUGAAAUAACUUGUGUUUGAUGUUUUUACACGUAACGAAAAAAAAAAUUCUGUUCUGUGCCGUUUCGUUCACUUCAAAGGAAGUGAGAGACAGUAGACUGCAAAAUAGAGCAUAUCCUCUUUUCUGCAUUUUACAGCUUUUAUACAGUUUGUACUGGUGCUCAUUUAAUGUCUCAGCCUUGCCACACUCAGGCUCACUGCCUGGAUCUGCACAAACAGAAAGUGAAGCUAUAGCCACAUGGGAAAUGAUGUUUUCUGUCAUUGUAAAAAAAAAAAACAAGAAAAAAAAUCAAAGAAAAAAACGGAAAAAAAAAAAAGAUCAACGUCUGUGAAACUAUUUUUUUCUAGUUUCAUCCUGACCAAUGACAUUACUGUACAACUGUUAUUAAGUGUGGUCGCUGGAGGGAGGGAGGGUGGCCAGGCCGGGUAACUCUCCUCAUCAACUUCCACCUCUCGUAACUGAAAAACUUUCAGGUGCAAAAUCCUCAACAAUAUGGUGCGGCUUCACAAAGUUCUUCUACCUUUUUAUAGCAAUUUUGUGCUGUUUUAUCAACAUUAUAAAGCACUUUUAUAUGUAUACUUUCUUUUUUUCUUGAUAUUUUAAAAAAAAAUAUUGGUUCUUGUGAAUUGUUUUUUGUUUGUUUGUUUUAUGAUGUGAACUGAUCUACCCUCGUGUAAUACUUUUUGUAUACAGUAGGGCUGUGCCAAUAGAAGUGAAAGAAUGGAUUUUGAUAUGUGAAAACCAUGUUAUUUGACUCAGUGUACAGUAAAUGGAUUUGACAUUUGUAACCCCUGUCCCUCCCUCCAUCAUCCAUAUUGUUCCCUGUUUUAAAGCAGCGAUACAGUAUGAUUCUACCCAGAGUCAAAGAAUGUCUAUUUCUAUUAAGAUUGUAAAAUGUAAGGCAGAGUUAGGGAACUGUGUCAUGCGCUUUGUAUAAUAUUUUGUCCCUUGUGAAGGACAGCUGGCCCUUUGCCGUUUCCCUGAUAAAUCGUAGUCGUCAUGUUGACAAAUUUAGGUGCUGAUCCAAAUCUGGAUUACGUUCACAAACUAAAUUCUCUUGAUUGUAACCUCUAAGAUUAAUAUGGAGGAUUUAGGCUGCAGUUCGUCAAAACAAAAAACUGACACAGUGUUUGACAGAGGUGUCGGCACUCAAAGAUGUUAAAGAGGUUAAUAAAAACAGAUGUUAUCGCUUAUCUAUAUCAUAUUUAAGAUUCUAAAUUUGAAAUUUAAUUUCAUAAUGUAAUUAAUUUCUUAAGUGACCUUAUUGCCAUCAUUUUUGUCCAUGCACACGGCGCUCAAUAUGAGCUCUUGUGAUAUUUUAACCAGAUGUUAUUUCCCCCCUCCCCCAUAAUACGUAACACCCCCUCAUGUUUGUACAUUUUGUACAUAGAGUUUUCCGGUUGCUGUUUUCAAUUUGUUUUUAUCUUCUUUUUUUUUUACGUAUGAGAUGUACAAAUAUAAUUCUUUGCUAAUAUAUAUCAUCAAAUUAGGAAAAGAAUCUUAGGUUAAACAUAAAAAAAAUCAAGUGACAAAUUUGAUUCAAAACUUGCUUUGAGCGUUAGAUGUAGGGAGACUCCAAGUCGACUACUUUAUCGUACUGAUUUGUUUGUGUCAAGUGAGUCCAGAUUUAUGUCAUGUGAUCUUAAUAGUGGCCUAUGGACAGCUUUAAGAUGAACGGUCUCAACUUCACUGCACAGCCCUACAUGGUGGUGUUUUUUUGUUUGGUUUUUGUUUUGGCUUCUGUUUCCUUUUGUAAAACUUUAAAAAGAGGGAUUGUAGGUGUCUCCGAUGGUGCUAAACAUUUUAUCUAAACAAGAAAAAUAUAUUUGAUUGGAAGAGAAAUAAACAUGUCUUGACAAUGACUGUUUUUAAGUUCCUUGUAGUAACAGAAAAGAACUAUUAUUUCACUCAUAUAAAUAUAUUAACAAAGGCAUUUUAACUUUGUACUUGAAAAAAUAAGGAUAACAAAUAAUGAAAGGUUUCCUAUAUUGUUUUAGACUAGAGAUUGCUGUAGUUGGUGAUUAUCUGUGGGAAAAUCGUGUGAGAAAAAAAAAAAACGGUAAUAACUUUUACUGUAGCAUAAUGUAUGCUUAAUACGCAUUGCUUCUUAAUCCUACAUUCCAUGCCGUAAUAUUCUCCAUGUCUGUUUUCCAAAUGUUGUUUUGAAUCGAUGUUUUUUUCUUUUCUUUUUUUUUGAAUCAUCAGAAACAACAUUUGAGUUUUACUGUUCAAGGCAGGUCAAUAAUUCUAUAUUCGGUGAUACUGUUGACACUCUGUGUGACUUUCUUUCUGUCAUAACUGUUAAUGGCCUAUACGCUUUUUCCUCAAGACCAGUUCGUACAGCAAAUGUAGCAGUCAUUCUCCACUUUGACCCCCCCCUCCCUCCCCCCAUACUUAAGUUUAGUGUCCAGAGAGAAGAAAAAGGCUCCGUAUUACUUGUGCUGGAGAACACUUGAAUAAAUGUAUUGUUUUUGUGCAAAAAUCUGCCACCUCCUGUCCUUUUUUUUUUUAAAUUCUAUUUUAUAAAAUGUACCCGACCUCUUAAAUUAAAGCCAAGCAGCAGCCUCAAAGGCUGACACAUGAAGUCAACACUGAAGCGCCAAAAACUGCAUUUCAUCAGAUGGCCUCUUGAGGUUGGCUCCAAAAGCAAGUCAAUCCCCAGACACCCAUGCUUAAAUGUCCAACUGUACAAUAG